AGUAAGCAGGAUAGAUUAAUUAUUCACCCGGUUUGCAAAUUUGUUUCGUUUCGUUUUUCUACGAGACCGAUCUCUCAUUCCUGUUCCUGUCAUCGUUAUUCAUUCUCGUUGAUUUCGUUCCGUAUUAAAAAGUUUUCCUGUAGAUUGUGAAGCCGUUGACUGUCUUUUUAGAAUAAAGUUUUGCAUGGAGGCGGGGGAAUUAAUUGAAAUAUUACGAAAGUUCGUCUUUAUCUAGUUUUCUAUUUACUACGAUUAUUUUCAAAGCCAGCUCUUCGUACUAAGCAUUUCAACGUCUAUGCCAUAUGUAAUAACUAAUGGAAAAUACUUCUCCAAGAAAUAUAUAAACAUUCAUCAAAUACCAGAUGUAUAAAAGCUUUUAAGCGAAAUCUAGAUUUCAGUCCAAAUUAGAAUCUUGAGUUAUGGAAACAUUUUCAACACUCCAUUAGAGUAGAUAGCUAUGAUUUUUAUAAAAAAAUAUAAAUAAUAUACAUAGAGUUUGGAUUCAUCUUGAUAUAAAUCUUUGUGUUAAUAGAACGGUUAAAAGAAAAUACUUCAGUCAAUACUGAAACGCCAAAUUAUUAAUUCAUAAUAUAAUUGUGUACUCAGACAUGAUUGAUACUUAAAACAGCAAGUACUGUAUUAUUUAGCACAUACAAGGCCAUGAUAAAAUUACUAUUCUAAUAUUUCGGCAAUCGAUUUUUAACGAAGUUGGUUAAAGUUAUUAAAAUUGCAUAGAUAAUUUGACAGUGCUGGCAAUUUUUGUCUCUGUGAUCGCAACAACUGACAGUAUCAGUGUGGCAAAAUAAAGUAAACCAAUUUGAAGUUAAAAUAAGUAAACAAAUGUAUAUGAUGGACGAGUCUCAACCAAAAACGUUGUAUGUUGGCAACUUAGACGGUUCAGUUUCAGAAGAUUUACUUAUCGCAUUAUUCAGUCAAAUGGGUCCCGUCAAAAACUGCAAAAUCAUAAGAGAACCCGGCAAUGAUCCAUAUGCAUUCAUUGAAUACUCAACUUAUCAGGCGGCAACUACUGCACUAACUGCAAUGAAUAAACGUUUAUUUCUUGAUAAAGAAAUAAAGGUGAAUUGGGCUACUAGUCCUGGGAACCAGCCAAAAACAGAUAUUAGCUCACAUCAUCAUAUAUUUGUUGGUGAUCUCAGUCCAGAAAUCGAAACAGAGACAUUACGUGAAGCUUUUGCGCCUUUUGGUGAAAUAUCGAAUUGCCGAAUCGUAAGAGAUCCCCAAACCAUGAAGUCGAAAGGGUACGCUUUUGUUUCAUUUGUAAAGAAAGCAGAGGCGGAAAAUGCGAUACAAGCGAUGAAUGGUCAAUGGAUCGGCUCGCGGUCGAUUCGAACAAAUUGGUCAACACGAAAAUUGGCCCCACCCCGUGAAUCUACCAAAUCUGGUAGUGGAAUGGGCAUGAAAGGAAAUGUACGACAUACCUUUGAGGAGGUAUACAAUCAAUCAAGUCCAACCAAUACCACCGUUUAUUGUGGAGGUUUUCCUCCGAAUGUAAUUAGUGACGAAGUUAUGCACAAGCAUUUCAUUCAGUUCGGACCUAUACAAGAUGUACGCGUUUUCAAAGAUAAAGGCUACGCUUUUAUUAAGUUUGUUACAAAAGAAUCAGCCGCACGCGCAAUUGAGCACACUCACAAUUCGGAAGUGCACGGUAAUCAAGUCAAAUGCUUUUGGGGGAAGGAAAAUGGUGGCGAACACUCGAUGAACAAUGUGGCGGCAGCGUCCGCGGGCGUAGCAGCUGCCGCAGCAGCUGCGGCCGCUGCCGCCGGCACUAUCAUAUCGCCUGGAGUACCGACCACACCACAACAAGCAGCAGCGGCCGCUGUCGUAGCUAACGCUGCUGCGGCUGGAGCAGGAAUCCCUGCACAAAUGAUGACUCAACAGCAGCUAGCUGCCGCUGCCCAGUAUCCAUAUGCAGCAGCCUACCAACAAAUGGGUUAUUGGUACCCACCUACAUUGUUUACACCGUUACAGGGCUAUCCGGCCGCUCAAAUGCAAACGCAAUAUAUGCAACAAGGAUACUAUCCAUAUGCCUAUGCUAGUGCUCAACAAGCCGGAGCUGCGGGCUACCGCAUGGUACAACCGAAUGUGGCAUGGGGUGUACCAGGCACAGUUGUGCCGAGCGUAACGGCAGCGGCUGCCACAGCUGCAGCUGCAGCAAAUGGCUCAUUGGCUCCGCAAAUGAUGUAUAGCGCUGCCAUGCCUCAGUACCAGGGCCAAUGAACCUGAUAUGCCCGUCAUAGUUGUUGCAGUAAGUGGGUGAUACGGAAGAUUAAUAUAUUAAAAGGCAUCAAAAGCAAAACACCAAACGAAUAAAAUAAACCGAAAACAAAUACAAAUAUAAUGAGAGCUCAAGUUGUGAAUUAGAGUACCUAACUACUUAUCUUCCCACUUGGUGCUGUAUUCAUGGUCAGCAGUAUUGUCAUAAAACCGCAACAUAUAAUGCUACCUACCAGCAACAACUGUAAAUUCGUAAAGCAACUAACGUGACGCUAAACUCUAUACAGGAUCAUAGCCAUUUUUGUCUUUAAUAUUGGAUUGACUGCGAAAAAAUUAAACACAACUAAAAUGAAUAGGAUUAAAUAGGAAUGUAAAGAUGACACACGGGGAAAACUUCUGCAGCAGAAAUGUUAAGUAUUGGAAGCAGGGCAUUGUUCUUGCUGUCGUGCAAAAUAAAUAAGUUUCUUAUAACGAAAAAAAAAACCAUCAACAUACAACGUAAAAUUCAAAGCUUGUAAUAUUCGCUAUAAUCUCGAAACAUAAAAGAAAAAACACAAACAAAGAUGAUAAAGAGAAGUUAGAAAUUAGGUCGUUGUUAAAUAGAUUAUAUUUAAAAUAAAGAGAACUUAAUUAUAUAAUGCGAUCGAAGAUAACUACGAAGAGUUACAGGAUAUUUCAAAUACAAAAACACCCACACUUUGCUAUUAACUUAACAUUUGUAAGCAAUUUACUUAAUAUAGCGAGAGAAUUUUUUUACUUUUCAAUAGAUUAACACAGCUUCAGAGGACAAAACACAUUACUUCAAAAUGUGGCAAGAACUCCAUCAAUCAGGACAUCAACAACAAAAUAUUGUAAGAAACUACUGCAAGUGGAACUUGACGGGCGGGUAGAGUAAAUGAUCUAAUCCAUUCUACAUUUAAAGUAACAAGUUAGGAUAUUUAAUUUAAUGGAGGAAAGUAAAAAAAAAAAAAAAACGGUGUGACAAGCUUUACAGUAAGUACGAUUGCUACACACACCAUUUUUGCGAGUUUGUAGUGAUCCGCAAGAAA
Bactrocera tryoni is the source of this 3284-nucleotide messenger RNA. RefSeq names its product nucleolysin TIAR (gene Rox8). Gene Ontology annotation, molecular function: RNA binding. The transcript is spliced from 5 exons. Bases 841 to 2238 code for a protein of 465 amino acids. The record is from RefSeq and is a predicted model, not a curated record. NCBI's taxonomy places the organism in Eukaryota, Metazoa, Arthropoda, Insecta, Diptera, Tephritidae.